Messenger RNA from Anopheles bellator, 744 nucleotides. RefSeq names its product ADP-ribosylation factor-like protein 6-interacting protein 4. The record is from RefSeq and is a predicted model, not a curated record. Lineage: Eukaryota; Metazoa; Arthropoda; Insecta; Diptera; Culicidae. The coding region runs from base 34 to 705 and encodes 223 amino acids. The transcript has a single exon.
CAAAACGUAAACAAAGUGCUCUAAGUGAAUGCUAUGAAAAUAAGCAAGAAACACAGGAAAUCUAGGCGAGACAGUUCGUCAUCUUCGUCCAGCUCCUCCAGCAGCACUAGUAGUUCCAGUAGUAGCUGCAAAAACAAUCCUUCUCGUGCUAAAAGGAAGCAGGAUGCAUCUUCCAGUAGUGGCAGUAGUACCGACUCUGAACGCAAGCGUAGAAAAAAGCAAACGAAGAAAAAGCUUUUGAAACAACAGAAAAAGGACGAUAAAGCUCGUAAGAAGGCGCUGAAGAAGGAGAAAAAGGCCAGGCGACUGCAGGAAAAGUUGGAAAGAAAAUAUGCCAAGCGCAAACUGAAGGAAGAACGAAAGGCAGCAGCACGAAGCACCAAACAAUCGAAAUCGACUCCGACAAGCAGCCGGACUGUAAUCGAGAAUGCGAAUGUGCCAACGCCACUUGAUUGCGGCGUACCACUGGGCUUGAUGAAUCGAAAGGCUAGGGCUCCGGAAACGAAAGAAGAGUACGAAGCACGACAAUCCGUUAUUAGACGGGUUGUGGAUCCUGCAACUGGGCGCGCUCGGCUGAUUAAGGGCGAUGGAGAGAUCAUUGAAGAAUUCGCAAGCCGAGAACGCCACCAAGAAAUAAAUCGACAAGCGACGGCAGCUGACGGAGCUGAGUUUCAGCGGCGCACGGUGGGAUUUAAUGUUCCGUGAAACAUCGCUCAUCGCAGCAAUAUUUCAUAGUUGACUGUA